This is a messenger RNA of Penicillium taxi, 744 nucleotides long. Its product is annotated as putative Phosphoserine phosphatase. The transcript has 4 exons. Gene Ontology annotation, molecular function: phosphatase activity. The coding region runs from base 1 to 744 and encodes 247 amino acids. NCBI's taxonomy places the organism in Eukaryota, Fungi, Ascomycota, Eurotiomycetes, Eurotiales, Aspergillaceae. The record is from RefSeq and is a predicted model, not a curated record.
AUGGGGUCUACCGCCGUACUUCCAUACAUGCAGACGAAGCCCAAAAUCAUCUUCUUCACUGACUUUGAUGGCACAAUUACUGUGGACGACAGCAAUGAUUAUAUGAUCGACAACUAUGGAUUCGGCCGUGAGCAACGCCUCAAAUUGAGUGACCGAAUCCUCGAUGGAACACUCAGCUUCAGAGACGCUUUCCGCGAGAUGCUUGCAAGCAUCAAGACCCCGUACAACGAAUGCAUCGAUAUCUUAUUGAAAAACAUGAAGCUUGACCCGUACUUUGAGGAAUUCUACAACUGGGCCGAGGAGAACAAUGUGCCUAUUGUCAUCUUGUCCUCCGGUAUGGUACCGAUCAUCAGUGCCUUGCUUGAGAAGUUUCUCGGCCACAAGCCUCGCAGUCAUAUUACUAUCAUUGCCAACGACGUGGUAAGUCGUGAUGGCAAGGAUAUCAACAGCGAAGGUGGCUGGGAUAUCAAGUUCCGAGAUGAGAGCCACUUUGGCCACGACAAGAGUCUCGAGAUCAAGCCCUAUGCGGCAUUGCCAGAAGGGGAACGCCCAACUAUGCUCUACGCUGGUGACGGAGUUUCGGAUCUGUCAGCUGCUGCAGAGACCGACCUUCUAUAUGCCAAAGAAGGCAAAGAUCUCGUGAUCUUCUGCCAACGUCAGGGCAUCCCUUAUAAAACCUUUGAGACUUGGGAGUCUAUCCUUGCUGAUACCAAGGAGAUCUACAAGAACGGGCUUAGCAUUUAG